This is a messenger RNA of Lasiosphaeria miniovina, 366 nucleotides long. RefSeq lists its product as uncharacterized. The record is from RefSeq and is a predicted model, not a curated record. NCBI's taxonomy places the organism in Eukaryota, Fungi, Ascomycota, Sordariomycetes, Sordariales, Lasiosphaeriaceae. The coding region runs from base 1 to 366 and encodes 121 amino acids. The transcript has 2 exons.
AUGGCCGACAAGCGAACAAUCACCCAGCUCGAUCAGCUGACUCUCUACCCGGCAACAUCUCCAGAGACAGCAUCUCACGACUCCCCUACACCGUCUGUGGGCUUGCCGGUCUCGGGCGUCGAUAAGAUUAUCGCCGAAAUUCGCAAUUGUAUCUGUGGCCGAGUCGAGGUCGAAGAGGAGUGGUGGUGCAUCAGCCUCAGCCGCGACGAAUUCAAGGCUUUCGAGGCGCGCUUUGAAGCCGAAGGGGAUUACCGCUGGCCAAAGCAGCUCGACAAGUUCGUCCUACGUAUAGCGGGCAUUGUCCACGAAGACGUUAUUAGAGGAUUCGAAGAACUAGUCAUAGAGCAGUUGAUCGACAUACGGUGA